Drosophila innubila is the source of this 1110-nucleotide messenger RNA. RefSeq lists its product as uncharacterized. Lineage: Eukaryota; Metazoa; Arthropoda; Insecta; Diptera; Drosophilidae. The record is from RefSeq and is a predicted model, not a curated record. Gene Ontology annotation, cellular component: membrane; septate junction. The coding region runs from base 118 to 891 and encodes 257 amino acids. Gene Ontology annotation, biological process: septate junction assembly; regulation of tube size, open tracheal system. The transcript has 4 exons.
ACCAGCCCCACCUUGCAGUUGGGUGUGUGCAUUCCAACUAAUUUGAGUUACAAUUGUUUAUACACAAUAUUUGGCUGUUUGAAAUUGAAUUACAAGGCAAAGUAUUAACGUGCUAAAAUGCGUAAUUUGGGCAAACAGCAGUCGCAGGAUACCACGGAUAACAGCGGGGCGGAAAAAGGCGAUUAUCCGCGUGCGACAAAUGGCGUCGUAUUCGGUUCGAUUGUGACUUAUGCCAGUUUCUUUGUCAUGAUCAUGUCCUUUUGUUCGCCUUACUGGAUUGAAUCGUAUGAGGAAACUCACACUAGCUUCAAGAAUAUGGGACUCUGGCAAUAUUGUUUCAAGGACUUUGUUUAUCCCAAAUAUCACAAUCCCAAGCAAUUCACCGGUUGCCAUAACAUAUUUUCCCAUGAGUAUUAUGUGAUACGUGAAUAUCUGCUGCCUGGAUGGUUGAUGGCUGUGCAAGGCUUUGUUACCAUGUCCUUUAUCAUAGUCUUCUUUGUGCUAUCACUCUUAUCACUCACCAUCAUUCGUCUGCCUUUGAAGGCUGUGCUGCAAUACGAAUGGCUUUUAAUUCGACUUUCCUAUAUUGGCACUGCCGUUUCAUCUCUGUUUAUGUUCCUGGCCGUGUGCAUAUUUGGCGGUUGUGCCUAUCGUCGGGACUGGCUGAUGUAUCCCAAGUUCAAUGUACUCGGCUGGUCCUAUGCUUUGGCGGUUGUCACAUUUAUGCUGCUCGGUCUGGCAGCUUUGAUCCUGCAACGUGAGGCAAGACAGGCUUAUGAGGCACGUGGCGAGCAGAAGAAUCUAGUUAUGCAGAUGGAGAUGCAGGAGCCAGGAUAUCAGCCACCGCGUCAUCAUCACAGUCAGUCGCGCAGCCUGCAGGGAUAUAUAUGAAUAAUGCAAUUGCAAUUUGCAAUUUAAAUUGCAAGCACAAUUUCCACUUGAAUUAAUUCCAUUUUUAUACCAGACAAUCUUUACUUACCUAUUAUGCCGUCCCUUUUAUAAUUUUACACUUACGGAAUCUCUCUUUUUUAUUAAGUGCCUUGGAAUUUGCAGUGCAAGUUCACAAUUUCUAUAAGAAAAUCUCGAAAAAGAUUAUCAGCAAUACAAAAA